Messenger RNA from Lethenteron reissneri (Far Eastern brook lamprey), 4289 nucleotides. RefSeq names its product nuclear receptor binding factor 2 (gene NRBF2). Gene Ontology annotation, biological process: autophagy. The record is from RefSeq and is a predicted model, not a curated record. Lineage: Eukaryota; Metazoa; Chordata; Hyperoartia; Petromyzontiformes; Petromyzontidae.
CAACAGCCGGGUCAGGCAGGGGCCGUUGUGGCCGCUUGUUGAUAAUUGCGAGGCUUGCCGAUGACGACGACGACGACGAUGUUGGUGACGGUGUUGUUGUUGUUGUGAGGCUGAUGUUGCUGCUGUUGUUGCUGCGUGUGACCGACUCGCUAGUGAUCGUCGCGAUGGCGGCAUGAGUCGUCGGUCGUGCAGAAGGCCUCGCGUCUCUCCAGCGAGGCCUCAUGGAUAGUCCGCUCAACAUGGCCCAUUUGCAAGCCAGGAAGGCAGAGAAGUUUCUGGCAGCUGGCAAGUAUGAGGAUGCUAUUGCCUGUCAUAUCAAAGCUGCUGGGUUUCUCGAUGAGGCCAUGAAGCUUACAGACUCUGAACAGGCACUGCUGUCCAUGCGCCUGCAACAGCAGGACCACUUGACCCAGCAGCGGCUGGUGCGCGAGCGGUGGCGCCGAGCCCAGCGGGAGCAGCGGCUCCGGGAAGAACUCCAGAGGAGGGACAGGGAGCGUGCGGCAGAUGUCACGGCGGCCAUGAGCGCCGCAGACGUGUGCGACAGCGCUGCCGCGCCACUUUCUACCAGAGGCGCCGUGAGGACAGCGAAUGCACACAUGAGCUGGGAUCUGCGCCAGUGCGGCGCACGCCGGGACCCGCUGGAGCGCGAGCCCGACACGCUCUUGUACUACCUGCUCGGCGGCAUGGAGCAAUCGACGCUGCCCGGAACCAAGGUGCCCAAGGACGCGUGCACGGUGUUGGAGGAGCAGCGCACGCACACGGCAGACCUGCUGCGGAUGCUCGGCCUCCUUCUUCGCGACAACGAACGCCUGCGGGCCGACAACGAGCGCCUUCGCGCCGAGAACGAAGCACUGCGCGCCGACGAGUGCCAUCACAUGGCGGCGGUGGCGGCGGCGGCAGCUGCCGAUGCCGCGGCCUCACCGGGAGUUAGAGCAGGCUUGGGCUUGCCGGCGUGCGGGCUGGACUCGGACACGCACUUUGUGGACCCGCACGAGGUGUGGGGUCUGGCUGGGAUGGGCGUCGCGCAGCAUGGCCUGGGGCCGGCCUUCCCGCACGCCCUGACGCCGUUGGGAGAGCUGCCCCCGCUGGAGUUGCCUACGGUGGAAGGGUUUGAUCUGAGGGAACUGGAGGACAACAGUGGGCGGAGCUGAGAGGUGGCAAUGAAUCUUGAGCCUGAAUUAUGUUAUAGUAGUGGGGAUGAAUUAUCACUCGACUUGAUCAGGUUGCUCAUGUGUUAAUUAACACAUGAGCAACCUAUAAUCAGGGACUGGUUCAACCUGUCAUCACUCUUCGGUUGGUAAAACAAGUCCUGCUUUGUGAAAAGAACACAUUGCAUUUUCUUUGGAUAUUCUGACCCCUGCCUUGGAAAUGUAGAAUUUCCACCACUGGCUCAGGCCUGCAACAGAGAUUAACACUGCCCUUUUGUUCUUUGAACAUUGAGACACUUAGAUGUAAUAUAAGCUAAGCUUAAAGAAAACACGUGUCCAAACACUAUGUUAUAUAUUACCAACUAUUAUUAUGGGUAUUUUUGGGGCCAUAUACUUGGUAAAGUUAUCUGGGUCCAAUUCAGCAUUCUUAAUUCAAAAUAUAUUGAAAUAUUUCCUGUGGGAUGUGCUGACCCUGAAAUAAUUCACCAGUUCUGACUUGUCGAAGUCGAGUCACCUUGAUAAGAGUGCGCGGUACAGACUAUGCACAGGUUUAUUCGGCCAAACAUUUGUAUGACUGCUGGGGUAUGAACUUGAUAUUAACUCAUGAGUAAAUACACAUGUUUGUCCACUGAAAAUAGCCCUCAAUAACUCAUAGGUUUGAAACCUUUGAGCGAGGUAUUUAGCCAGGGUUUGUGGGAAAGUAAUUUAAUAUUUGAUUUUGUAAGGACCUACAAAAUGCCACCUUGAGUUAUGUAUAUUCAACAGUAUGCCAAUACACCUGUAAGCAUGUGCAUUUUUUGGGACUGAGAGUAAAGUACUCAUACUUGGAAGUGUAUAAUUGAUGAAACAUGUUAUGCAGACCAUAUUCAACCGUGUAAGCUAGAACCUUACACUUUGUGAGUGCAAAAAGUUAUGUUAUAUUUUCUGUAUGUAGGCUGUGCUGACAAGCAAGGGUGUUUCGAUAAGUAAACAUACUUUUAACAAUUCUGCACCCUGUCAGUGCGAUGUAGGUAUAAUUUGCAUAGUUAAUAGGGCAUAACCCCCUGGUAGUCAUGUGCAAUAUUUGUAGUGGCUAGAUGGGUGUUUUUUCUGGGUGUUCCGGUUUCAUCCCAAAUGUAAACACUCGUAAAAUUGGGCAAUAACGUCUUCAUAUAUGGAGGACAGCAGAGCUUGGGGAAUUUGGCAACGGCUCACCCCUCUGGUGGCCUUUUCCAAUGGUCUAUGGUUCCUCGUGCCUCAGAGUCAUUCUCACUCUUCCACAGUGAGCGAAUACUGUGCAUGUUACAAGUUGAAAUUAUUACUUGUUAUGGCAGAUGUAUCGCAUGAUCAAAUAUGGUACAUUGGAUGACUAACCUUCAAGAGCAGCAAUCAUUUAUUUAGUUUUUUGGCCUCUGGGGAUGUAAAUGCAAGUGAAAUCUAUUGCGUAAUGAAGCUGCGAUAUGCUGACAACUGAGGCAUGGCAACAAUUACAAAUUGGUGGAAUGGCUGCAUUCAAAUUGGCCGUGACACUAAAAUCUGGCUGAUACGGCACAACAUAUGCAAGUGCUUUUUACUUUUUGGAAUUUCCAAUAACAUUAAUGGCACCCAAUGGUCAAGCACUUUUCAGGAAUUCAAAUUGUCACGCAUAAUUAUUAAGUGAACUCUUUUUACACAUCCCACCAACCACUGAUAUGUGCAUAAUUCUUGUGUCAUUGCAAUUCAGAAGUUCUAAAUGUGAGCAGCAUUGCCUGGAGGUGACUCUUUAACUGGUGUACCACUUCUGCCGUUAUUAGAAAAAUGCUUACGUCCGAAUUGCAGCUGUUCCACCAUUGAAUGGCGCUGCUAUAGGUUACAGCAUUAUAAUAAAUACACAUUUUGAUACACCCUCGUUAUCCUUAACUUCGUAGGUCAAGCUAUAGCCACAGAGAGAUAAUGUGGAUUAUUGUUUGCUUUACAAUGUUAUUUUGUAUGACCUUUAGCCAAUUUAUAAAAUACAAGGCUAACAUGCAUUGUGAUUAUUUUUAAGUGACUUGAGUAACACAUUACCAACUUUGGCAUUGCACUCAUGCUUUCUCUCUAUCGCAGUACUACGUAUCAUGUGUACUGUUUGAUGAACAUUGAAAUGUAAUGAAAAAAUGUUGCUGUUAAUAUUGUUAAUGUUUUGUAAGAUUUUUUUGUGCAUCUGAUGUUUAGAAGAAAUUUGCUUUGUAUUCCAUAAUAGGUGCAUGUUGUGAGCUUGUAUUUAUUUUUUUUCAGGAUAAAUUGUUCUUAAAAUUGUUCACAUUUACAUAUAUUAAAGUAUGUCUGUGCUUUUAAUUUGUUCUUCACACAGGUUGGUUCUGUAUACCCAAUUUAGAAUGUUUCAAAAUCAACUCGUGUCUUAUUGUAUAGACGAAAUUUUUUUUAUGCUUCAUUACAUUUCAUACAAUUCCUUUUUUCAUGUUAUUGUAUUGUGCUUCCAAUCGAAAUAUUGAACAUGUAAGUGGUCUACGCAAAAGCUUGAUACAGUAGUUUUGAUUUAUUGUUUUAUAUUUGUAUUAUUUUAUUAUUUCCCUUCUACGUGACUUUACCGAAAGAACCAAGAAUACACACAGUAGUUGUUUACCAGUGUGUUUCUAUGUCUAAAAUAACGUGACAUUGUACAUGUUUGCUUGAGAGCGUGUGUUUUAUUUCAGCACAUGAGUACAAAGCCAACUGCUGUGGAUCUGCGUGAACAUUUUUUAGAGGCAAUAAUAUAGGGGCGUGUGUUGUCACGCGGUCAGCUUGAACUCUGAUUGAACCCAGCUUGUUCACCUGUGAAAUAUGACAGCACUCCCAUCAUGGAGCUAAGUGAUUUCUUUUUUGUGUGUGCACACGUGUAGAACUUGGCACAAUACCUCAUGAAAAUGUUUUGAAAAGAAGUUUAAACACAUGCUCGUUCAAUGUUGUAUACAUUGGUGAAGUUGCAUGUUUCUGUGUGGUGUCUGGUGUGGAGCAAACGCAGUCGUGGAAAUGUUUUGUUUUUGGAGAUUGUUCAUAUACUCGCAACGCAUUUUAUGUUCGUUUUUUUCCGCUAUUGCUGGCUUAAAGUAUUUAUUUGAAAUGUCAUUAUUCCACUGAGAGAGAUAUUCUAACUUGACGGGUUUUUGGUGUGGUUCCAAAUAAAGAAUUGAUCGCCCAUAA